Molecule: messenger RNA, 8840 nt
Organism: Triplophysa rosa
Lineage: Eukaryota; Metazoa; Chordata; Actinopteri; Cypriniformes; Nemacheilidae
Gene: slc12a5b
Product: solute carrier family 12 member 5b
Exons: 26
Coding region: 321-3674 (1117 amino acids)
Biological process (GO): chemical synaptic transmission; potassium ion homeostasis; potassium ion import across plasma membrane
Cellular component (GO): plasma membrane
Molecular function (GO): ammonium channel activity; potassium:chloride symporter activity
Source: RefSeq, a predicted model, not a curated record
CAUGUGUGCGGGAGAAAAAAAUGUGCUCUUAAGCAUUCCAUCAUUUAUGUCCCUGCAGCCUCUCUGCUCUCAACCCCUCCUUCUAGAUAGAAAGAGAGAGAGAGUGAGUCCAUACGCAAGGCAGCAAACGGCAAAAGAAGUCUGCCGAAGCAAAGCAGCUCUGCUCCUUUUCUUGAGAGGAGAGCAGCAGAGAACCACAAGGCUUUUCCAUCAGUGCGUGAGUGUGCCUGCGCGAGGCUGCUUUUCACCGGUACACGCGUUGGCUGGUGGAAUCCCAGCUGUGCUAGCAUUAGCUGAGGAUCUGCGCUGUGUCUUCCAAAAUGCUUAACAAUCUCACCGAGUGUGAAGAAGGUGAUGGGGGACCCAACAGUCAGGGAGAUGCAGCAUCCAAGGAAAGCAGUCCCUUUAUCAACAGCAGCACCAGUGAUGUGGAGAAAAGCCAGCAGUAUGAUGGGAAAAAUAUGGCCCUGUUUGAGGAGGAGAUGGACACCAGUCCCAUGGUUUCAUCUCUUCUGAGCAGCCUCGCCAACUACUCCAACUUGACACAGGGCAGUAAAGAACAUGAAGAGGCCGAAAACAACGAGGAAGCGCGCAAGAAAACUGUGCAGGCUCCACGUAUGGGCACAAUAAUGGGCGUUUACCUGCCGUGUCUGCAGAACAUUCUGGGUGUGAUCUUGUUUCUCAGGAUGACCUGGCUGGUGGGCGCCGGGGGUGUGCUGGGCACCUUCUUGAUCGUCUUCAUGUGUUGCUCUACGACUAUGCUGACUGCCAUCUCAAUGAGUGCGAUUGCCACCAAUGGAGUUGUGCCAGCUGGAGGCUCGUACUACAUGAUCUCUCGUUCAUUGGGGCCGGAGUUUGGUGGGGCUGUUGGUAUAUGUUUCUACCUUGGUACCACUUUUGCUGGAGCCAUGUACAUCCUGGGGUGCAUCGAAAUCCUGCUGAUCUACAUUGUGCCAGUAGCUGCUAUAUUCAAAAUGGAAGGUCUGGAGGGGGCAGAAGCCGAGGCAGCAUUGUUGAAUAACAUGCGCGUUUACGGCACCAUCGUGCUAUCCUUCAUGUGUAUUGUUGUCUUUGUCGGUGUGAAGUAUGUCAACAAGUUGGCCCUCGUGUUCCUCGCUUGCGUCGUACUCUCCAUUCUCGCUGUCUAUGCGGGGGUCAUCAAAACAUCCUUUGACCCACCAGACUUUCCGGUGUGUGUGCUCGGGAACAGAACUCUUACCUCAAAGGGCUUUGAUAUUUGUGCCAAGACCAUAGAACGAGGCAAUGCCACAGUCACCACCAAACUCUGGAGGCUCUUCUGUGAUUCAGAGUUUCUGAACGCCACCUGUGAUGAGUAUUUCACCAACAACAACGUCACUCAGAUCCAGGGAAUCCCUGGAGUCACCAGUGGAAUUCUGGCAGAAAACCUUUUCAGCGCGUUUAUGGAGAAAAAUUCAUUCUUAGAGAAACGGGGUAUACCAGCAGUGCUAGACCCUGACGCCCCAAUAACCAACAGCAACCAGUAUGUACUGGCAGAUAUCACCAGCUUCUUCACUCUGCUGGUUGGCAUCUACUUUCCUUCUGUCACAGGUAUCAUGGCUGGUUCCAACCGUUCUGGGGACCUGCAGGAUGCUCAGAAGUCCAUUCCUGUUGGCACCAUCCUGGCCAUCGCAACCACCUCCUUUAUCUACAUGUCCUCUGUGGUUCUGUUUGGAGCCUGUGUGGACGGAGUCGUUUUGAGAGACAAGUUUGGGGAAGGCGUGAAUGGUAACUUGGUUAUUGGGACCCUGGCAUGGCCCUCGCCCUGGGUCAUUGUGUUCGGCUCGUUCUUCUCCACCUGUGGGGCGGGACUUCAGAGUUUGACAGGAGCGCCCCGCCUCCUCCAAGCUAUCGCCCGAGAUGGAAUCAUUCCUUUCCUCAGGGUGUUUGGUCAUGGCAAAGCUAAUGGUGAACCUACGUGGGCUCUCCUACUGACGGGCUGUAUCUGUGAGAUUGGCAUCCUCAUUGCCUCCCUGGAUGCUGUCGCACCCAUUCUGUCUAUGUUCUUUCUUAUGUGCUAUAUGUUUGUAAACCUGGCUUGUGCGCUGCAGACGCUCCUCAGGACCCCUAACUGGAGACCACGCUUCAAGUUUUACCACUGGGCUUUGUCACUCUUGGGCAUGAGCUUGUGUCUCACUCUGAUGUUUCUGUGCUCUUGGUAUUAUGCCAUUGUUGCCAUGGUGAUCGCUGGCUGCAUCUACAAAUACAUCGAGUUCUGCGGGGCAGAGAAGGAGUGGGGUGAUGGGAUACGUGGCAUCUCUCUUAGUGCUGCCCGAUAUGCCCUCAUGCGACUGGAAGAAGCUCCACCUCACACCAAAAACUGGAGGCCACAGAUUUUAGUGCUCACGAGCUUGGAUGGGGAGCAGAACUUGGAGCAGCCUCGGCUUUUGUCUCUGACCAGUCAGCUGAAAGCUGGCAAAGGUUUGACCAUCGUGGGGGCAUGCGUGGAGGGAACCUUCCUGAAAAACCAACCAGAGGCGCAGAAAGCAGACCAAUCUCUAAGGAAGCUGAUGGAGGUCGAGAAAGUGAAGGGAUUCAGUCAGGUGGUGAUUUCAUGCAACCUGCGGGAUGCCACUUCACACUUGAUCCAGGCCGGGGGUCUUGGUGGUCUUCGUCAUAACGCGGUACUGGUCAGCUUCCCUAAGAACUGGAAGCAGGUGGAGGAACACCACCGCUGUAGGAACUUCAUCGAGGUGGUCCGGGAGACCACUGCCGCCAGCUUAGCCCUGCUGGUGCCAAAGAACAUUUCUGCAUAUCCAUCAAACGGCGAGCGCUUCACUGAGGGCCACAUUGAUGUGUGGUGGAUUGUUCAUGAUGGAGGCAUGCUUAUGCUCCUGCCCUUCCUUCUGCGCCAACACAAGGUGUGGAGGAAGUGUAAGAUGCGCAUCUUCACCGUGGCCCAGAUGGAUGACAACAGCAUUCAGAUGAAGAAAGAUCUAAUGACGUUUCUCUACCACCUGCGUCUUGAUGCUGAGGUGGAGGUGGUGGAAAUGCAUGACAGUGAUAUCUCGGCCUACACUUACGAAAAGACAUUGGUGAUGGAACAGCGAUCACAUCUCCUCAAGGAAAUGCAUCUCACCAAGAACGAGCGUGAGAGAGAGAUUCAAAGCAUCACUGAUGUUUCUCGUGGGUCUAUUCGGCGGAAGAACCCUUCGAACCUGCACGCGCAGAGGAGCAUCACUGAGGAAUCAGUGGCGGGAGGUGGCGAAGAGAAACCUGAGGAAGAGGUGCAACUCAUUCAGGGAAAAAAUGCCACACCCACCCCCACUAGCCCCACCUCCCCAACCUCUCCCACCCCAGCGGCCAUGAGCCCCGGACAGGAGGUUCAGAUGACCUGGACGGACGAGACAGAGAAGAUCAAUAACCCAGCAGCGGUCUAUCCUGAAGGUGUAAAGGACAUGUUCAAUAUGAAACCUGAAUGGGAGAACCUGAAUCAGUCCAAUGUCAGACGCAUGCAUCAUGCACAGAAGCUCAACGAGGUCAUCGUGAAGAAGUCGCAGGAAGCUAAACUUGUCCUGCUAAACAUGCCUGGUCCACCUAGGAACCGCACUGGAGAAGAAACCUACAUGGAAUUUCUUGAGGUCUUGACUGAAGGUCUCAACAGGGUCCUCCUCGUGCGUGGAGGAGGCCGUGAGGUCAUUACCAUCUACUCCUGAGGGGCUUAGCUCAUCCACCAAAUACUCAUAACCCUUCGUCCCUCACUGCAUAGACGGACACCCCAGUCACCCUUACCUACACCAUGAGCAAUAACGCCCCAGCACAUAUCAGAUGACUUUGCACUACAUAGCCUAAGACCUCUAAAAAGACACCAGCUUAGUAGAUGUCACUUCAACAUUCUUAGUUACAUCUCACCUUCUAUGUUCCUAUUGGUUAUUUCUCACCUCAACGUGCAUAUUGCACAGAUCCGUACACGACCGAGUUGGUCUUUGUUACUAUAAUUCUCAAAUGACAGAUUAGACCAUGUCCUCCAGCGACACCCAACACUGUCCUCCAUAUUUAUCUUCAAUAACAACUUCUGAGAGAAACUGGGUUUUAGGACGUAAUUUACUCACCCUGAUGCCAUCCUAGGGGUGUAUAUGACUUUCUUUCUUCAGCCAAACACAAUCUGAGGAAUAUUGAAAUAAUAUUCUGUCUCUUCAUAGCGUUGUAAUGGCAUUGGGUAGAUCGCCAUUUUUGAAACUCAAAAAAGCGUAUUCAUCCAUCAUAUAAGUAAUCCGCACAACUCCAGGGUGUAAAGAAAUGUCUUACAAAGCGAAACAAUACAUAAAACAAUUGAUAUUUUUAGUUAAUUUAGUCACGUUUGGGUGUACAUGUAAUACGUCACAGGUCACACACAAAAUGGUCCGCACACAGCCUUCGUGAAUCUCAAAUUUGAAUCUCAUUGGCUGUCGCACGUCUCGUGGCCCUGAGAACCAAACCGACUCAAAGUUCAAAUCUGUGGAGCCUGUGUGUGUCCAUUUUGUGUGAUAUUAUUUCAAUUUACUCUGAUUGUGUUUGGCUGUGAAAUAUUUUUUACUGUUAUUCUUUUUACAGAUUUUUCACGUAUAAUGUCCAAAACACUGUAAUUUUACAUGAAAUUUGUGAAAUAUGGUCAAAAACCGUCAAAUUACAGAAAAAGCUAAUUUACAAGAAAACCAUGUAAUUUUAAUGGAAAACUGUUAUUUUAAUUCGUUUUUUUACGGGAUUUUUUUCAGUGUAGAAAGGAAGCCAUAUAGUGGCAUGAGGGUGAGUAAUUUACGGAUUAAAAUUCAUUUUUGGGUGAAGUGUUCUUUUAAGGGGCAAUCACACUAGAUGUUGAGCAUGCAAAACAGCUUAGUUUAGAUUCUGUAUCGGUCAAACUCUGUGAAAUUUUCAUCAAAUUUUCAUUGUAUCUUAUUAUUUGUGACCCUGGAUCACAAAACCAGUCUUAAGUAGCACAGAAACAUUUUUAUUAAAAGCCAAAAAUACAUUGUAUGGGUCAAAAUUAUCUAUUUUUCUUUUAUGCCAAAAAUCAUUAGGAUUUUAAGUAAAGAUCAUGUUCCAUGAAGAUAUUUAGCAAAUUUCCUACCAUAAAUAUAUCAUAAUUUUAUUUUUGUGAGUUGAUGGCCUGCUACAGUGCCUCCGAUUAACAACUUCGAAGUCGAUUUUCUCAAUAUAUUGAUUUUUUUGCACCCUCAGAUUCCAGAGUUUUAAACUGUCCUAUCUCCACCUGAUAUUGUCCUAUCCUAACAACCCAUACACCAAUAGAAAGCUUAAUUAUUCAGCUUUCAGGUGAUGUAAAAAUCUCAAUUUUGAAAAAUUGACCCAUAAGACUGGUUUUGUUGUCCAGGGUCACAUUUAUGCUGAAAACAAAAAUAUGCAUACAUGAUAAUUCUCUUCAUAGGCAUAUUAUAUAUGAAAGUUAAUCAAAUUCAAAAUGUAUUGUGACCGCCCCAUUAAGCUUUAUACAGUAGUAGACCACUUUUACCUAUACUGUCACUACAUUGUUCAUCAUUGGGUAAAUAGAACGGCUUAGAUAUUUCUUUGUUGAAAACAGUCUUCCAGUGCACCACGUCAUUGUCCGAGGUUGUUUGCUUUACACCAAGGACAGAAUUGACCAGGGUUUUAUUGCGAGCUAGGUGUGAGCACUCAGAGGUCAUCCUUCUGGAUCAAUCACUAUCAGCUUUACCCUUGAACAUUUGCAUGUCCUUUGACUAUAUCAGCCUUUUAGGAGUCAUAUACAAUAUGAGAGCGGCGUGUGAGUGUUUGUACUGAUGUAGAUUUGGUAGGGUAUAACAGAAUUGUUUAUAGGAUUGGUGACUUUGUCCUUUGACAGAUCUGUUCAUUUAGUCUGUGACACUAACAUACAGCAUCAGGUGACGUGAAUGAUAUUGCUCAGUCCACAUAUGUGUACAUACUGUGAGAAAUGAGCGUUACUAAAAUCCGAACCUGCUGUAUAUUAAAACCCUAUAUACAGUUUAAAUAUCCAGUAAAGGUGUAAUCCAAAAUAAUCUUAUUUAAAUAUUAGAAUCACAUAUAUCGUAAGGGAAUGUAAAUAAAAAAAGGAUCCGUAUUUAUAUUUGAGAUAUUUAUUUACGAAGAAAAUUAUUUAUUCAUUUUGAUUGAUUAUAAACACGGUCCAAACAUGGUCUCGACGUCUCUUGCCAAAUCGUAAAACAUGAAUCGUGCCAUAUGAGGAUUGGGAGAAAAAAAACGCAUUGUUCUAUUUACAUUUUCAUAUAUAAAGGACAGAGCUAAGUAUGAUGUUAUAACAUCAAAUUAUAUCACGAGUCUUAGUAAACAGAUCUAGUUUUAAUAACAUAAUUUUUCACCAAAUCAAAUUUGUGAACAAAAUCAUAUUUUAACUACAUAAUAUUUUAAAAUAUAUCAUAUCAUGUCAAACGUUUGUCACGAAUGUCUACAAAUUUCUUUUGUUUUCUACAUUUGUAUAGAAGACACCGAUUUGCUACAUGUACGCAUCAUCUGGGACUGAUGCAGACUGUUUUAAUCACAAGCACGGGAUAUUUAGUUCAAGUGUGGUAGAAGUAGAUCAAGAUAUUUAAAACAUUUAUCUAAAAAAAAGUAUUUUAUUUUUUGUAAAAUUGCAACGAUAAAAAAAGAAGUAUAUUCGAUUAUUGAAUAGAUUAGUAUAAUAUUGUCUUGUGUAAAUGUGAGACGUUAAAAAAAAGGAAACUAACUAUAUGUUUUAAACUUUCAAAUCAACUUGUGCUGAGGUUGCUGCUGCCUUCAUUACAGUGUAAAUAUAUUGCAUACCUGCCCCCAAAAUAUAAGACUUAAAGGAAAAGAAAAAUACAACAAAUUGAUUUUUUCAGUUAUGAAGCUUGCAUUCAAAUUCCCAAAUUAGUUGCGACAAAAUAUUUGAAAGGGUUUGGGUACUAGAACUUAGGGACAGGAAGUAUUUGAUCAAAGUUAGUCUGUCCUAAUAUUGUUCGAGCAUUCUUCAUUUAACCUCACAUGUUGUCGAGUCAAAGUGCACACUUUAUUUAGUAGAAUAGUAGUGUAUAAAGGUUGUGGUCUAUAGGGGAUCUUUAACUUAUUCGUUGUUUCCAAAAGAAUUCGAUAUUUCCUUCUGUUUGCCAACUAAUAUUUUUCUCCAAAACCAGGAAUUGCGAAUACAGUACGUGAUAAGUGCUACCUGUUCUAAUUCUUCCAGUUUUAUUGCUUAUGUUUCUAGCUAAAAUCUUAUCUGAAGGAUAUAUUUGAAUUGACAAAAGACAAGUUCGGCUUCUUUGGAGUCCUAUGCAAUUACAGUUGAAUACGUUCUUUGAGGGUCUAAAAUGACUUUCUAUUGAAUUCUUUAUAGCGGUGUGAGUAUUAUAGAUUGAAAUCAGAGCUUCCAUUACCUGCCAGGGUGGCUUACGGUUUGGUUACUUUCCACACAAAGUAAUGCAAAGGAACACAUGCUGGGACAACGCAGAGAUUUGGCCAUAUUGGCUGCACGCUGUGCUGUUGGACACGGAGGUUUGUCCCGUUCUUCAUGAAACUUUCGAACACCUGCAAUUGAUUCCACAUUGACGCUAAGGGCUUUCGAUAUCAUUUUAUCAGAUACGUCUUAUCCUUUCCCGAGGCUGUAGACAAAAGUGUCGCAAACCAUGAAUAGCAUGUGGUUCCUUAUCUUCCUAAAGGGAUGGUACACAGUAAAGUCACCCCAAAUUGGCCAAAGCAUAACUAGAAAUAAGCACUGUGAAAAUUCAAGGUGAAGUUUCUUUCCGGCACAUUCAGUCACAUCUGUAACUUUUGCCGAUGUAUAUCUUGAUUUAUCGUUCUUGUUGUGUCAUGAUGUGGAGCAUUGUAGUAGGGAAAACCGAAGUGAAAUAGUUUGAAUCACGAUGCUUUUUAUGCAAUGACUUGUUUAACUGUCCUGCAACAGUGGUAUACUGCAGUCUACUAGUCGACUAACAGGGCUUAUAAAUGAACCAGCUAACUGAAAUUGAUUCUUAAGUAUUUGCAGGGGUUUCAGAAGGUGCUAAUGGUUAUUUGAGAGUGUUCGCUGAGGUGUAUAUGAAAAUGUGAGACUUUACAACUUUUGCAAUGUUGGCUGGCUUGAUGAGGUGUAUCCAAGAGGAACAUUUGUUUGAAAACCUAAAGUGAUCGUGGUUGCUUUAUCCUUUCGCUUUAGCGAUUACAUUAGAUCAGUCGGAGAAGGUUAAUGAUCAUCCUUUUAAGCAUUUUCUACGCACCUGCUUCCUAAUUCAGCAUGUCGGUGUUGAAACCAAAGGCCUGUCCAGGCCUCAACUCAAUGCCAUAAAUAUCGAUUCUGAUUUCUAAAAUGCAUCUUUAGAUAGGCCUAUUUCAAAAUUCUGCAGUUCUCCCAGCAGCGUGUGCAAAUUUCUACACAGUCAGCAUUUCGACUUUAUCCUGAGGAGAGCACUGACACAUUUUGUAUGGUAGUCGACGUAGAUCCAAAGACGGUGAUCUUGGUUAGAAAUUGUGUUUUAUGUUCUUCGCUUCAGUUCUCAUUCCUUGGAACAAGGAUUCAGAGUGUGUUUGUGAGUGCGAUUGAAAGAGGGAAAGAGGCGGCGUGAUUCUGUAUGUGUAUGUGACUGUGUGUGACUCUAGGAAAAAGAGAGAGGUUAAACCUUGGUAGUUACUUUUGUAAAUAUACGACACAUUAUAGUUAUCUUAGCCUAGCUGUUUAAUUUGUAUGUCCAUGCAAGUUUAAUAUUUUAACAAAUAAAUAGAAACCGUGUCUGAAAAUUGUGUUCUAUGAAAUAUAUUUAACUAUAGAUAUCUUACAUUAUUGUUUUACCUUGUCAAAUGCUUCUAUGUUCUAUGAAUAAUGGUUUCUCUGGACCAUUUUAUAGACUUGUCUGCACAAAAUGCAAUAAAGUUCAAGUCCUUUA